GAGCUUCACCGAGCCAUUCAACAUUGUUCUCAAGACAUUUGACGUAUCUUUCAAAACAACAAAGAUAUUUGAGGUUCAAACGUUAGAUGACGCACCCUGUAUAUCACUACUGUUAUCAUGCCGGGAGAGGUCAUAUCUCGGGAUUAUCUCAAUACUAAACUUCGAAAAUGGCGAAUUAAUAAAAGGUCGGGAGUUUCUGGCGGACCGUCAUUUGGUAAAAUGAUGUUAUAUGUGCAAUUAGCAUAUUGUGCAAUUAUAUUACUUGCGAACCUACAAAAUGCAGCCAGCGCCAAAUACAGUGGAGUAUCAGCCAAUUCCGCGGGAGCGGUUCUCGAUCAUUCACAAAACGCCAUGUGCGAUUCGUGUAACGCCCCUGGGCAUCCAAGAGGACACGCUUCGGAUCCAACGCAACAAGGACCCCUCGACAGCGUCGAAAAUUAUUCCCGUACCACGAAGAGCAGGAAAUCUGGGUUCUUAAACAGGUACGAUCAGAACGUGGUGGCUCAUUUUAUUCUGAGGUCUCAAAGAAGUCAGCGAGCGAUGGCGAUCUUGAACAGAGGCGAAUCUUCGGCGUCGCUGACGUUUUCGGUCGGGGAGCUGCAAAUUAAUUUUCCGAUGAUGAAGGAGUGGAAUAUGGGUCUUCCUUAUACGGACGAAAUGCCGACGAAUCAUGUUGUAAUUGUGUUACGGCACCAUCAGGGUAAACGGGGUGAUCCGAAUGCUGAGGUUUUUGUACAAACGAUUUAUCCGAAGCAAUGGUAGACUGUUGGUUUAUUUGGCAGUCACGGUUUAUUUGAUACUGGUACAUUAACCCUUUGCGCUCAAGAGGUGACUCAGUCCCCAUUGUAUUUAAUACAAUAAUUUG
Messenger RNA from Megachile rotundata (alfalfa leafcutting bee), 865 nucleotides. RefSeq lists its product as uncharacterized. The record is from RefSeq and is a predicted model, not a curated record. Lineage: Eukaryota; Metazoa; Arthropoda; Insecta; Hymenoptera; Megachilidae.